Molecule: messenger RNA, 4601 nt
Organism: Cryptomeria japonica (Japanese cedar)
Lineage: Eukaryota; Viridiplantae; Streptophyta; Pinopsida; Cupressales; Cupressaceae
Product: ABC transporter B family member 2
Exons: 11
Coding region: 367-4074 (1235 amino acids)
Biological process (GO): transmembrane transport
Cellular component (GO): membrane
Molecular function (GO): ATP binding; ABC-type transporter activity; ATP hydrolysis activity
Source: RefSeq, a predicted model, not a curated record
CAUAACAAUAGGGCAGAGGAAUGACAGAGUUCGGUAAAACGGUAUAAAUUGUAAGAGACUUAGUGGGAAUAGUACGGUCUUGCAUGCACAACAUGGCACGUUACAACUUACAGGCUUACCGCGUUAUUCCAUUAAAACAAGCUCAUUCAUUAUGAGCUCAUUUUCUCACCCACUUCCAGCCUUCACACCAUCUUUGCAUUAAUAACUCAGCUGUACUAGCCCGAGUUCGAGCCCCACCAUUUUGGAAUCGGCAUUGCACAUUAUCCUCUGUUCUUACUUUCUACUGCAUGGUGAAAAAUUCGUGGGUUUAUGUAUAUAGGCUGGUAGAAUCAGACCACCAACAUCAUUGUCUUCAGGGGAGCAGAGAUGGUUUCCAAUAAGGAAAAUGAGAGCACAGCAAACAAGAAAGUGCCAUUUCACAGAUUGUUUGCUUUUGCAGAUGGGCUGGAUUACAUUAUAAUGUUUAUAGGCAGCUUGGGGGCGUGUGCUCAUGGAGCCUCUGUGCCUGUGUUUUUUAUUUUUUUUGGGAAGCUCAUUGAUUCACUUGGCCUUGCCUAUCUUGAUCCCCCGGCUGUUUCCCACAAGGUUGCUCUGUAUUCGUUGGAUUUCGUGUAUUUGGCCACAGCUAUUUUUUUCUCUUCGUGGACUGAGGUAGCAUGCUGGAUGUACACAGGAGAGAGGCAGGCUACUCGAAUGCGUCUGGCAUACUUACGAGCCAUGCUAAAUCAAGAUGUGAGCUUCUUUGAUACUGAAUCAACUGGUGGGGAGGUAGUGUCUGCAAUCACAGACGAUAUCAUUACAGUGCAAGAUGCCAUUUCAGAGAAGGUUGGAAACUUUCUGCAUUAUAUUAGCCGAUUCGUUGCUGGGUUUGCAGUAGGGUUCUCCACAGUGUGGCAGCUGAGUCUGGUAACUUUGGGAAUAGUUCCUUUGAUUGCACUUGCAGGAGGUCUGUAUGCUUUUGUUGUAACUGGCCUUACGAGUAGGGGUCGAAAGGCUUAUAUUAAGGCAGGGGGUAUUGCAGAAGAGGUAAUUGGAAAUGUCAGGACAGUUUAUGCAUUUGUUGGAGAGGAGAAAGCAGUUAAAUCAUACAAAAAUGCUUUGAGGCAGACAUAUGAGAUUGGUAAGAAAGGUGGGUUAGCUAAAGGUUUAGGGUUGGGAUCCAUGCACGGUCUACUCUUCUUAUCGUGGGCAUUAUUGCUCUGGUUCACCAGUCGAAUUGUGCACAAAAGAAUCAUAGAUGGAGGGGAGGCCUUCACCACCAUGCUUAAUGUUGUCAUCAGUGGCCUUUCGCUUGGGCAGGCUGCGCCUAAUUUAACCCAUUUUGGACGGGCCCGGGCUUCUGCUUAUUCAAUUUUCCAUAUGAUAGAGCGCGGAUCUCGUACGAAGUCGAGCACUGUGAGUGGGAAAACACCGCAGAAGGUUGAAGGAAACAUAGAAUUACAAAAUGUGCGCUUCAGCUAUCCGUCUCGUCCAGAUGUCAUUGUCUUUGAGAAUCUUAACUUUCAUAUUCCAGCAGGGAAGGUGGUGGCCAUUGUUGGCGGGAGUGGCUCUGGAAAAAGUACUGUCAUCUCACUCAUUGAGCGCUUUUAUGAUCCUCUUUCAGGCCAACUGAUGCUGGAUGGGCAUGACAUUAGAAGCUUGGACCUCAAGUGGUUGAGACAGCAGAUUGGUCUGGUCAGUCAAGAGCCUGUGUUAUUUGCAACAACCAUACGAGAGAAUAUACUGUAUGGCAAGGAUGAUGCAACUAUGGAUGAAAUUGAGCAGGCUGCAAAGCUAUCAGAUGCUUAUCUCUUUAUUAAUAAUCUUCCGGAUCACUAUGGCACACAGGUUGGAGAGAGAGGGGUUCAGUUAUCAGGUGGGCAGAAGCAACGGAUAGCCAUAUCUAGAGCCAUUCUGAAAAAUCCUUCAAUACUCCUCCUCGAUGAAGCAACCAGUGCAUUAGAUGCAGAGUCGGAGAAGAGUGUGCAGGAAGCCCUUGACCGUGUCAUGGUUGGCAGGACAACCGUGGUGGUUGCUCAUCGCCUGUCCACUAUAAGAAAGGCAGAUAUCAUUGCUGUAGUUCAAAAUGGUAAAAUUGUUGAAAGUGGUAACCAUCAAACACUAAUAUCCAAAGAGGGAGGAGCCUAUUCAGCUUUGGUCAAAUUGCAGGAAUCCCGACAGAACCUAGAUGGCCCAUCUCUCCUUAACAAUAAGAGUCUGAGGAACUCCAGUGGAUCUAUCUCACGAAGAACAUUUAGUUUUGGAGCAAGUGUUUGCUCAGACAAAGACUCCUUAACAGCUGUUUCCAAACGUUUUGGGUUGGAUAAGAACGAGGAGGUCAAGGCCGAAAGAAUUUCCCUCUCGAGAUUGUUCAAACUGGCACUUCCUGACUGGAUUUGUGGUGUUUUUGGCACAAUGGGAGCCCUAUUUGCAGGAGCACAAAUGCCCUUGUUUGCCUUGGGAGUCACUCAGGGAUUGGUGGCCAUGUAUGAUACUGAUUACAGUGCCACAAAAGCUGAAAUACGUAAAGUUUGCUUGUUGUUUUGUAGUGCCGCAUUGCUCACACUGAUUGCACAUGUUGUGGAACAUACCAAUUUUGGAAUGAUAGGGGAACGCCUUACCCUCAGAGUGAGGGAGAUGAUGUUUACGGCAAUUUUGCAGAAUGAAGUGGGCUGGUUCGAUGAUGACAACAAUAAUAGUGGUCUGGUUUCAUCUCGUUUAGCAUCUGAUGCAACGAUGGUGAGGACACUGGUAGCAGAUCGCUGCACAAUUUUGAUUCAAAACACAUCUCUCAUUGCCACUGCAUUAAUAAUUGCAUUCAUUGAGGAAUGGCGGAUCACCCUGGUCGUAUUGGCUACAUACCCUUUGCUUGUCAUUGCACAGAUGAGUGAGAGGUUCUUUAUGGAAGGCUAUUGUGGAAAUCUGAGCAAGGCCUAUCUGAGGGCCAACAUGGUAGCCACAGAAGCAGUUAGCAGCAUACGAACAGUUGCAGCCUUCUGUGCUGAAGAAAAAGUAGUUGAUCUUUUCAGCCGAGAACUAGAUGAACCUCGCAAGAGAUCCUUCAGGCGAGGACAUAUUGCAGGAAUAUGCUAUGGACUUGCACAGUUCUGCAUGUUCAGCUCUUAUGGCCUCGCCCUCUGGUAUGCAUCUACUCUGAUCAGAGACUACAAGGCCACUUUUGGUUCUGUCAUGAAAACCUUCAUGGUCCUCAUAGUCACAGCCCUUGGCAUGGCAGAGUCCCUUGCCAUGGCCCCAGACAUAAUCAAAGGAACUGAAGCGGUGGGCUCCGUGUUUGAGAUAGUCGACAGGAGAACACAGAUACCCCCGGAUGAUCCAACAGGUGAAGAAUUGACACAUGCAGAGGGUAUGAUUGAGCUAAAACAUGUUGAUUUCAGUUAUCCAGCCAGGCCGGAUGUGUCGAUCUUUAAAGACUUCAAUCUCAAGGUCCGUUCUGGUAAAACUGUGGCACUGGUGGGGUCGAGUGGGUCAGGCAAGAGCUCAAUUCUUUCCCUGAUACUUCGUUUCUAUGACCCAACUGCAGGGAAGGUCAUGGUCGACAGCAAAGACAUAAGAAAAUUCAAAGUGAGGUCUCUGCGUAAGCAUAUUGGGUUAGUACAGCAAGAGCCCGCACUCUUUGCCACCACAAUAUCUGAAAACAUAAUGUAUGGCAGAGAUGGGGCUACUGAAACAGAGGUUAUCGAGGCUGCUAAACUUGCCAAUGCUCAUGAUUUCAUCAGCAGCUUGCCUGAUGGCUACAAAACUGAGGUGGGUGAGAGGGGGGUUCAGCUAUCAGGGGGUCAGAAGCAGAGAGUGGCCAUUGCCAGAGCAGUGCUUAAGGACCCUGCUAUUUUGCUCUUAGAUGAGGCUACCAGUGCACUGGAUGCAGAAUCUGAAAGAAUUGUACAGUCUGCAUUAAAUCGACUAAUGAAAAACAGGACCACUGUUAUGAUAGCACAUCGACUAUCAACUGUUCAGAAUGCAGACAUAAUUUCUGUUUUGCAGGAGGGAAAAAUAGUGGAGCAAGGGACUCAUGAGAGCCUUGUGCAGAAGGAAGGUGCAUACUUGAAGCUCAUUAGUCUUCAACAACAUCAAUGACAAGGGUUGUACUAGUACUAGUGGUCUUCAACAUCACUCUUUCUUCCUUACAUUGCCAUUUAACUUCCCAGAUAUAGUUUUCUGAAAGAUCAUUGAGACUACCAACCAAUACUUAAAUGCUUUCCCAUAACGUUGCAUUGAAUUGUUAUAAGUUCUACUGAAUAACAACUUCAUUGUAUACAGUCCAGCUGAGAAGAGACAUUGCUUAUUGAGUAUAGAAAUUUGUUGGCAUUAAAUGAUGCAAACACAUUAGAUAUUCUGUCAUCUCAUGCCAGAGCAAUCGUUUCUUUAUGCAUUAAAUGAUGCAAACACAUUAGAUAUUCUGUCAGUUCAUGCCAGAGCAAUUGUUUCUUUAUGUUUUGUACUUAGAUUUUAUAAUAUCAGAAGAUACAUAGAAGUAAGAUAUGUAUGCUUAGUUUGUAGUACAGUUAGAUGCCUUCUGUAAGAAAUAUGGAAUAGUCCUUACUGUAUAAACAAUCUGUAGACCAAUAUAAUAAAAAGCCAUCUUGCACAAAAUCUUUCUUUCA